This is a messenger RNA of Drosophila biarmipes, 1053 nucleotides long. RefSeq lists its product as uncharacterized. NCBI's taxonomy places the organism in Eukaryota, Metazoa, Arthropoda, Insecta, Diptera, Drosophilidae. The transcript has a single exon. Bases 304 to 603 code for a protein of 99 amino acids. The record is from RefSeq and is a predicted model, not a curated record.
CAACUGCGCAUAACAAAGGCGAACCUUGUGCGAGAAAGUUGUCAGUGUCGUGGGACGCGGAUCGCGAUUUGAUAGCGAAUUGGCAUUAAGUGCUUCCAUUGGCGAAAUCGGUUCAACGCGAGUGCCAUGCCAACAGAUCCCAGUGAGCCCAGCGUCGCUAGCCAGUCGACAAACAUUUUGAAUACCUGAAAGCCGGAUCAUCACACCCGGGCGUGUCGGAGAGCAACCAGAACAACAGAAGCACCAGGCUAUCCGAGAUCGGAGAUCAGAGAUCCGAGAUCCGAGAUCCGAGAUCCAGGGAGCAUGCUGUUCUCCGCGGUGGUGCUCUGCCAGGUGGAGCGGCUGAUGUGCCUGCCCAUCAGCUUCGCGGUGCUGGGCUUCCUCUUCAUGGCCUGCACCAUGGAGGUGGUGCUGCUCAAGCUGACCACCAGUGACCCGGUCUUCGGCGGCCCCGGCGAGGACUGGGAGGAGAACGGUGGCCCCGAUGGGGAGGAGCAGAUCUACUACGAGAACCUGGAGAACAACUACGAGCACUGGGCGCGCCGCAGGAGGAGGUUCCACCAGCGGCAGCAGCAGCAUCAGCAGAACCAUCUGCCCACCUAGCGUGACUUAAGCUAAAAUUUAAAAGUAUCUUAAGUAGAUCGGUUAUAAGCGGGUAUACUGACUGAGCUUCCUACAGCUGCUACUACUACACCCUUUGUAUUCGAAUUUCAAAUGCUUCGCCAGUGUAAUGUUUUCACUAGCUGUUUAUGGUUGAAAAUUUUCCUUAAAUUAUAUUUGUUUGUUUGUUUCGUAAGCGAAAUUGCGAAUUUUGCCAUUUGAAUAAGUUAGGCGGCGGACCGAUUGGCGAUUGCUCACGCCGAGCACGUACAAGACACCCAGGAAUUCCCUUCUUCUCGCUAUUGUGUAAGAACUGUAAGUGACUGACAUAAUCCGAAUGCAUAUCGAGACAGUGCGUCUCCUAGAUUGUAGUUGUAAGAUGUGUGAUAGAGCCACACGUACUUUAAGCCGUGCGCCAGAGUAAGGUUUAUUAAACUUGGCUAUAAAACCCCA